Messenger RNA from Dracunculus medinensis (Guinea worm), 1362 nucleotides. The record is from the annotation of a GenBank genome assembly. Lineage: Eukaryota; Metazoa; Nematoda; Chromadorea; Rhabditida; Dracunculidae.
AUGAGAGGUCAAGUGAAAGUUUUAGCUUUAAUAGCUCAAGUUAUCUAUCAAAUUUCUGAAAGCAUUUUACAUCCGCAAAUCGAUGAAUAUACUAAGGCUUGCAAUUCAUCCACACUCAAUUUUUGGUUUCGUCAGUUAGGAUUUGUCAGGAUCAAAAGCGAUGCUGGUUUUGAUUCUAUUCGUGUUAUAUUGCCUGAAGUAUUGUCAUUAAUCGCUACUGUGGUAACUGUAAUACUCUGCACUGUUAUUCCUCAUAUUCAUCAUACUCAACCCGCCCAAGAAGAGGCAGAAAGUCAUCAGUCUUUCCAUCGUUCAGAACGAAGCGGUAUUUUACCGCUCCUCAAAAAAUCAUCUGAAAUUAUAAUCGUCCUCUUUCUCGGUUUUGUUGGAUCAGUCCAGCCAUGUAUCCUGAAUCUAGUAUAUUUUAUCGCUUUUUUAUUCACAUCAAUUUGGUGGUCCAGCUUCACUCGAAUUCGCAGAAAUUUUAGUAACCUUGGUAAACUAAUUAUCGUAGCCUAUGUCGCUGUUCACAUCUGUUUUCUUUACGUCUAUCAGAUUCCAUUCAUUCAAUUAUUUAUUGCAAGGAAUUCAUUUCCUGCUAGACUUAUUGGUUUUGUUCCUCUGAUCCAUACCGAUUGCGAUAGUUGGUGGUCGAUUAUUCUUAUUUCCAAGGAUUAUUGGACAGCUUAUGUCAAUAUUAUUUCAAUCGUUCUUCUUUAUCAUGUUCUCAUUUUGCAACAUAGAUGGACGUAUUUCGGCACAAAACGUUGUAUGAUUUUGGGUAGUGGAGGAAGCAGCGUGCAUGAAGAGAUUUUCGAUAUGUCUGAUUUUACUGCUUCUUCAUCUAAUUUACAAAUGGACAAUGAUGCAAUUAUAUCGGAACAUACCCGUAAAAUGUUAUUGGCUGAAGAAGAACGAGAAGCUCACUUAAAUAUUCCACUUCCACGAGUUACUUCUGCAAUGAUCGAUCAUUAUAGAAUUCAGUCCUUCAUUCUCACUUCACCUUGGUUACCGUCUAUAACUUCGAAAGGAUUAAUAAUUGCUAUUUCAUUCCUUAUACACCAUUUUUAUAUAUUUGCUUUAAUAUCAAUGAUGGUUUGGGCAUUACUGUAUCAUUCUAUUUUUGGGUUAAUAUUCCUGUGUCUCGCUUGUAUAUUUUGGGUAUUCAAAGACUCGCGUACAGCAUCUUUCAGAUUUUCUCCCUUCAUUGUUGUUUUUGCUUCAGUUUUACUUACCAUACAGUACAUUUGCGGUUUGGAUAUAGCAGAAGAAUGGCAGAAAUAUGAACUCCUCGAACUUUUUGGUAUUGCGCCAGCGCAGAAUCGAACAGACGCAUUCAUUGACCUUGUUAUCAAGAGUUAG